CCUCGGUCCAAUGCAAUCCACAUGGCAGAAUACCAACCUUGCCGUCCCGGGGAUGGACCUGGUUCCCGAAAGGUGCGAGAUAGCUGAAGAUGGGCUGAGAUCAUAUUUGAUUGAGCUCUUCUGUCAACUUUCCCUCACUAUCUUGCAUUCAUCUCUACCAAACCACAAAGACAGACGACAUCAAGAUGCCAAUGCAUAAUGGCUGGCUUCCACGAGAAGGUCUCACGGGUGAUCCCAUAGGCCGAUUCAUCAAACGAACUGCCCUGAACCCAGCCCUCACACUUGCAGUUAUCCUUCUUGCACGGUACACCAAAAAGGGUUCAGACCUUUCGAUCCUUCACGAAACAGCUUUUGGCAGAGUCAAAACCUUGUUCUAUCUUGGGCUCGCGCGCAUGGUGUCUGGAUACUUCGAUAGAGGUGUAUUGGACAAUUGGUCUGCAGAUACAUAUGAUUGGGACAAGGAGAUUGUCCUAAUCACUGGAGGUGCUGGAGGAAUUGGUGGACAUGUGGUGAAGUUGCUGGCUGAGAAGGGCAUCAAAGUUGUGGUAUUGGAUGUUAUUCCUAUGACAUUCGAGACUUCAUCCAACGUCUACUACUACAACUGCGACAUUACCUCCCCAUCUACCAUCUCCUCAGUAGCAGCCGAAGUCCGCAAGGAUGUCGGCGAUCCCACAGUCCUUAUCAACAACGCUGGCGUUGCUCGUGGAAAGCAGAUUCUCGAUGCAACUGAGAAAGACGUCCGCUUCACAUUCGAUGUCAACACUCUCUCGCACUAUUGGAUGGCGAAAGAAUUCAUACCCUCAAUGGUUAAGAAGAAUCAUGGCAUGGUCGUUACUAUAGCUUCACUAGCUGCAUAUGUCACUGUGCCGGGUAUGGUGGAUUAUGCAGCCUCAAAGGCUGCUGCAUUGAGCUUCCAUGAAGGUCUGACUGCGGAGUUAAAGACGAAAUACAAUGCCCCCAAAGUCCGGACCGUGGUUGUGAACCAAGGUUAUACCAAGACCCCUCUUUUCCAGGGUUAUCAAAACGACUCUCCAUUCUUGAUGCCGACUCUAGAGCCUGAAACAGUAGCAGAAGCUAUCGUCAAGCAGGUCUUAUCAGGACAUAGCGGACAAGUCAUUGCUCCUGGAUUUGGAACGCUCUUGACGUUUUUCAAAGGAUUUCCGCAUUGGUACCAAAUUCGGACGAGGGCGGCUGGAGAAAAUAUCAUGACGAAGUGGCAUGGGAGACAGGUUAUUGAUGUUGACAAAUGGAAGGGAGCUGAUAAGGAGAAGGAGGGCGGUGAGAGCGCGUCGACGGUGCUGGUACCACCAGCAGAGCAGUAAACACCUUAAAAUUGAGGAUACCACAAAAGGCUGAGAGGGACUAUGUUUUCCAGAUAAUAUUUACUUCCUACGAGUCUGUGCAUGAAGAGAAAUUUAUCGAAAGGUCUAUUUCUUCUUUUGCGCCCAAACAAGAUUGGUCGAAACUCUGUUUUGCACUGUAUGAUAUACCACAAUCUAGUCCAUGCACAAG
This is a messenger RNA of Mollisia scopiformis, 1512 nucleotides long. RefSeq names its product NAD(P)-binding protein. The record is from RefSeq and is a predicted model, not a curated record. Gene Ontology annotation, molecular function: oxidoreductase activity, acting on the CH-OH group of donors, NAD or NADP as acceptor. The coding region runs from base 186 to 1322 and encodes 378 amino acids. NCBI's taxonomy places the organism in Eukaryota, Fungi, Ascomycota, Leotiomycetes, Helotiales, Mollisiaceae. The transcript has 4 exons.